This is a messenger RNA of Cladocopium goreaui, 683 nucleotides long. NCBI's taxonomy places the organism in Eukaryota, Dinophyceae, Suessiales, Symbiodiniaceae. The record is from the annotation of a GenBank genome assembly.
UUUUUUUUGUGACCACAUGCAACUCUUUGCGCGGGGCGCCGGCAUCCAUGGGAUCCCACUGCCUGAAGCUGGCGAAUGCAUCAAUGAUGUGGUCUUCGACUCGUAUGGAACUAGGCUGGCAGUGUGCACGAACAGCUGCAUUUUGAUCUAUGGUGCACAGGAAGACUGGCCUCAGCUGGCUCGAAUUGAUGGGGGAUGAUCAUCCACGGUGGGCCAGCUGUGGCAUAUCUUGCAAGGCUCACUAUGAUGCCAUUUGGCGGUUGAGCUGGAGUCAUUCACAAAGAGGUGAUCUGCUUGUGAGCUGUUCGGAGGAUCGGCAAGUCAUUGUUUGGACGGAACAGGGCUUUGCCUGGAAGAAAUGCUUUCAGAAGACCUUGGGAGCUCCAGUUUUAGACGUGAGAUUUGCUUCGCCUGCUUUGGGCAUCAAGUUUGCAGCGAUCACUGCAGAAUCACAGGUGAGCGUCUUCGAAUGCACCACUCACACGACUCUCCAAUGUUGGGAGUCGCAGGAUGUGAUGAUCCAGGGCAAGGGGAAGCCUGGUGCUGUGGACUGGCAGCAGCCUUAGACAACUUGGCGCACAACGAAGCUGGAGACUUAAGCGGUCCUGUUCUUCAACUACCGUUUCUACAGCAAAUCCUCCUUGUUUAUGUUUUUUAAUUUUUUGUUCAAGAGAAAAUCUAUG